Messenger RNA from Schizophyllum commune H4-8, 2850 nucleotides. RefSeq lists its product as uncharacterized. NCBI's taxonomy places the organism in Eukaryota, Fungi, Basidiomycota, Agaricomycetes, Agaricales, Schizophyllaceae. Gene Ontology annotation, molecular function: glucan endo-1,3-alpha-glucosidase activity. Bases 1 to 2850 code for a protein of 949 amino acids. The transcript has 18 exons. The record is from RefSeq and is a predicted model, not a curated record.
AUGACCGUCCGGUCGCUUUUCUCUAGAGAGACGGACCACCAUGUCGCGGCGCAGCACGCGCCCAUCGACACCGGGAACGCCACCACGUUCGAGUUGGAGAAGCGGGACGGCACGAAAUAUGUGUUUAUGCACCACAUCGUAGGAAGUAACUACUCGUACACCCAGGGUGACUGGCAGACCGACUUUGCCAACAUCCAAGCCACUGGCGUCGACGCCGUCGCCCUCAACCUCGGCAGUGACUCCUGGCAGCCCGGCCAGAUCGCCUCUGCCUACGCGGCUGCACAGGCCGUCGGCAGCAUCAAGCUCUUCUUCUCCUUCGACUACUCCUCCUUCGCCUGCUCCGUCGACCAGACCGUCUCCCUCGUCAACCAGUAUGCGAACCACCCGAACCAGUUCAAGUACAACAACAAGGUGUUCAUCAGCAGCUUCCUGGGCGGGUGUCUGGGCAACUCCGGGUGGCAGUCGAUCAAGACGCAGACGAACGGUUAUCUUAUGCCGUUCAUCGAAGGCUUGGAGGGUAGUUUCAAUCAGUGGCCCGUUUUGGAUUCGUGGUUCUGCUGGGGAUGUUCGUGGCCACAGGGCGACUAUGACAAAAACACGAGUGACGAUGAUUAUUACUAUAGUCAGCUCGGCUCUACUCCUGGCCGCUACGCUGCCGGUGUCAGCCCAUGGUUCUACACGCACUACAGUUACAAGAACCAGUACUAUCGUGGCGAUGACUGGCUGCUCAACAACCGCUGGGACCAGUUGAUGGCUAUGCGCAGCCGUAUGAACUUCAUCGAGAUCCAGACCUGGAAUGAUUGGGGCGAGUCUCACUACAUGGGCCCCAUUCGCACCACGGACCAGCCGGCCGGCACGAACUGGGUCAACGGCUACCCGCACACGGCGUGGAUGGACAUGAACUUGUACUACAUCCAGGCGUUCAAAUCGGGUGCUUAUCCUGCGGUCACUAGCGACGUCAUCUACUUCUGGGCGAGGCCGCACCCCGCUGGUGCCACCGCGUCUUCUGACAGUCUUGGGAGACCCACGGGCUACGACUGGGCUACCGACGCCAUGUGGGCCGUCGUUUUCUCCACCGGGCAGGCCACCGUCACCAUUCGCUGCGGCAGCUCGUCGAACACGACGACCGUCGGCGCGGGCAUCACGAAGCUACUGACGCCGCUCUCUCCCGGGCAGAUGACGGUGACGAUGGUCCGCAAUUCGCAGACGAUCAUCAAUUAUACGCCGACGGACUAUACGUAUGUGACGAAUCCGGCGACGUAUAACUACAACGCUUGGGUCGGGUCUGCUCGAGCUGUGGUGACCACGCCGACCAGCUCCUCGUCUUCGUCUGGUUCGACGACACCAACCUCUACUUCGUCUUCGGCGUCGUCAACCUCGACGGCGACUGGCUUCACGUCUGUUGGGUGUAUCAACGAGCCGAGUGGUGGGCGUGCGCUCACUGGCGCGUCUUACAACCUCAACAACAUGACGAUCGAGUACUGCAAUACUCUGUGCUCAGGCUUCAAGUACGCGGGUACGGAGUAUGGGAGUGAAUGUUACUGCGGCAACUCGCUUGCCAAUGGCGCGACUACGACUACUGUCGCCGCCUCGCAGUGCUCUUCCACCUGCGCGGGUAACUCUGCGGAGAAGUGUGGUGCGGCGUACAAGUUGAGCUUGUACUACCAGGCGAACAUCCCGACGACGACCUCGAGCCCUGCCGCUCCAUCGACCGUGACGAGCUCGGCGACCUCCUCCGCCACGUCUUCCUCUGCUGCGCCGACGGGCACUGGCUUCGCGCUGGUUGGCUGCAUCAACGAGCCCAGUGGCGGCCGGGCGCUAACGAGCGCGUCGUACAAUCUCGGAAAUAUGACGACGGAGUAUUGUCAGUCGCUGUGUAGGGGAUAUAAGUAUGCUGGGACGGAGUAUGGGAGCGAGUGUUACUGCGGCAACGCGCUCUCCAACGGCGCGACGACCAGCACGGUCGACUCGUCCCAAUGCUCUUCGGCGUGUGCAGGCAACUCGGCGGAGAAGUGUGGCGCGGCGUACAAGUUGAUGCUCUACUACCAGGCCAAUCCGCCGGCGUCGACCAGCGCGGCGCCUACCUCGUCAGCGGCAUCCAGCACGGCCACAACCUCCCGGUCUACCACAGUAUCCUCGACGACGUCGAGUUCUGCGCCGACUUCGACUGCGCGUGGCUUCGCGGCCGUUGGCUGUGUGGCGGAGGCCAGCAGUGGGCGCGCGUUGACGUCGGCGUCAUAUCAGACGAGUAAUAUGACGGUUGAGUAUUGUCAGACGCUCUGUUCGGGGUACCACUAUGCGGGUGUGGAGUAUGGGAAUGAAUGUGCUCCAGGCUACUGCGGCAAUGCCCUAUCCAACGGUGCUACUGGCAACGUACUCGACCCCAGCGUCUGCUCCGUCAAUUGCGCGGGCAAUGCGGCGGAGAAGUGCGGAGCGGCGUAUCGUUUGAACCUCUACUACCAGGCCAACAUUGGUUCCGGGACGACUUCGAGUGUGCCUGCCACGUCCACCACGCCCACGACCACCAGUAGUUCAACUACGCCGAGUUCGACUACGAAGACGUGGAAGACGGUCGGCUGCGUGGCGGAGGCGAGCGGGGCGCGCGCGUUGACGGGCUCGUCGUACACGCAGUCGAAUAUGACGCCGGCGGUGUGUCAGGCGUUGUGUGAUCAGGGGAGCUUUACGAUUUCGGGGACGGAGUAUGGGAACCAAUGCUAUUGUGGCAACGCGUUUUCAAAUGGCGCGACUGGCGCAGUCGUGGCUGCUAGCCAGUGCUCGUCUAAGUGUGCUGGUGACAGCACGCAGACAUGUGGUGGUCCGUACCGCUUGAGCGUUACGCAGAAGUCGUAA